This is a messenger RNA of Homarus americanus (American lobster), 3458 nucleotides long. RefSeq names its product capping protein inhibiting regulator of actin dynamics-like. Gene Ontology annotation, cellular component: ESCRT I complex. Gene Ontology annotation, molecular function: ubiquitin binding. Gene Ontology annotation, biological process: ubiquitin-dependent protein catabolic process via the multivesicular body sorting pathway. Lineage: Eukaryota; Metazoa; Arthropoda; Malacostraca; Decapoda; Nephropidae. The transcript has 7 exons. The coding region runs from base 134 to 2341 and encodes 735 amino acids. The record is from RefSeq and is a predicted model, not a curated record.
UGGUACCCAGGAACAACAUCUAUGGUUGAUUGUCAAAAAUAUGUGAAGAAAAGUAAUUUAUUUCCUUCAUAAACCAAGACUUUAGAGUCGACUUAGCUUAGUUUUUUGUAAGAACCCAUCUCGUACAUCAACCAUGUCCACUGACCCGGCCACCUUUGUGGCUGGCGUCCCCGUCAAAAUUAGUGAGAGAUUCCGGCCCCCCAGACGUGUGACUAUCCCAACGUCCUGUCAACACCAGAUUAACCCAGACCUUCUUACUCAGGAGUAUGACUUUGCCGUGGAGAAGACAGCACUAAGUUGGCUACAAGAGAGAAGAACUCGAAGAGAAAGAGAAGACAGAGAACGAAAAGAGAGAAUCGCUGAGUAUGACAGAAAAAAAGCGGAGAGAAAAGCCAAAGAAGAAGAGGAAGAGAGGUUAAGAAAAGAGAAGGAGGAGGAAGAUAGACAAAGGAUAUUGAGAGAAGAGGAGGAGAAGAGAAAACAGGAGGAGGAAAAGAGACAGCUUGAAGAAGAAAGGAGGAAAGAGGAAGAACAGAAUCAAGAAGUGAAAGACAUCACCGAUGAUGGAUGCAGCGAUGAGGAAGAGAGCGUCAAGAACCAAACAACAGAGGCAGAGAGUGACGAACCCAGCGGAAAAACACCGUCGACCACCUCACAGGAGACCCUCAACACAGAUUCCCAACAGCUCCAUCCGGGCACUCAGGAAUCCACACCCGUUACUUCUAAUCUCUCAUCUGACAACACCUACCCCACCAGCACCAGUAGUACCACGCACACGACGAGCGCUACAUACACCACCGACCCCGGAACGCCGUACGACUGGAUGCUGAAGCCGACGCUUAUUCCCUCUCAGAAGAACAACGUCAAGUCUCCGCUGAAGACUCCCGCUCAUAUAAAUUUUGCAGAUUUUGAAGGGGAGGGUAAUGACCCCUUUGACAGUGCUGCGCUGAAGUCCAUAAACGAAAUGGAAGAGUUGGCCAAAGUUCUUGAUUCAUCCAAUUUAGGGCAACAAUCAGUUGAAGGAAAUAAUGUUGGGAAACAAAAUACAUCUGAUGAGGGAAGUACCCCUGUAAAUAAUUUUAGUAAUCGUCAGGUACCAUAUAAUGUAUUUAGUCAGUACCCAUACUACAUGCAGCAGCAGCAACAACAACAGCUUCAGCAACAACAGCAGCAGCAGAAUAUUUCCCAAUCACAACAGGGCUUUGGCCAGUAUGCAAGCCAUAUGAGUAAAACUUCUCAAGUCACUUCUUCACCAUCAACGGUGCCAUCUUACUCUACUGGUUCACAGUAUGGUGGUGACCCCAGCAGAGCUUUUCAGAACACUUAUUAUCCUCAGCAGUGGAAUAAUGGUUUUAACGUAAGUAGUCCCAGUAAAGCCGCACAGUACAUGCCUUACGAUUACCGUCUUCAGGCCAGUAACGUCCCGAGCAGUGUCGCAAACACCACGCAGUCGGGAGUGAUGAGCCCCGGCAGCAGCUCGGGCAGCACGUCCACCGUACCCAUAUCCACUAACAGCAGCUUCCCAACCAUGCCCUCGGUAGAGAGAGGAACCACUCCCAGUAAGAGACCGGACCUUGAAGACUUCUACUCUAGGUAUUACUCCCAAAAUAAAGCCACAACUCAACAGAACCAACACUCUGGCGGUCAGUCGGGGGAAUCCACGCCGAGUCACAGCAGUAGCUCGGGUGCUGCCGGGUCGACAAACGGGUCGUUACGGUCGAGUCGGAGUGUCCCUGACCUGACCGCCGCCGAAGACUCUGAAGUGACGCGAUUCAGUAGUGGGAUCCAGACCAACAACGAGGGCCGGGUGUUCUCUCACACUCCUCCGCCACGACCUUCCAGUACUGGAUUGACUGGCCUCGAGGAUUGGAAACCGUUACCCAACUUAUCAGAACCGCCUGAAACCUUAUCAAAUCAACACCUGUACCAGUCUGGGUCCACUCCUCACCCUCCUCUUCCACCGUCUUACACGCCAGUCAAGUCACGGCUUCCAGAUCCAUUCACGGAACUCACAACAGACGCUCAGGCCCUAGUGCAGAGUAUGGCUGAGAUGGGCUUCCCCCGCCCCAGGGUAGCGAGGGCUGUACAGAAAUUAGGCACCGAUCAUAAAAAGCUCAUCGAGGUUCUCCUAGUUCUGCAGUCACUUCAGGAGAACGGUGAGGACGGAUACAAGGCAGAACGUGCAUUUUACCAUUACUUAGGAGAUGUACAGAAAACUCGGGACCACCUCGCUGCUGCCAAACAGCUUCUGGAUCUGGGAUUUGAGGAGGAAAGGAUUGUCGACGCUCUCUUAAAACACAACAAUGACCGAGACAAAGCCCUGGAGGAGCUCAUAGCUUAGAGGUGGUUAGUUGGUCCACAUCAUCCUCUGUUAUCAAAAUAUGUUGGCUUAAGCUUGGAGGAGGAGAGGAAGAGACUACAGUGAUGUGAGUCUGGGGUCGACACCAUCGGACAGUACAGUACUAUAAGCUCCAUCACCACUGGCGUCUCUUCUCGGUGCUCUCGGUCCUCCACAAUAAAACGCUACGUAGGAAAGCUGUGUUUGGCCUCAGCCUCCUCUGUGUGGAAGAUGAUUUGCGCUGUUGCUGGAUGAGUCUUUAAUAACAAGGAUCUGAUCAUAGUGUUCAUAUUAUAAGAAGUUUUAUAUUAUAUUCUUGACUUCUUUUCUUCUUUUCCCCCUCUUCUCCUAUUACCUUCUCUCUCUCUCUCUUUACACACACAUACAAAUACAUACACCUAUACAUAUUUUCUUGUGUGCUUAUACAAGUACAUCAUUUCCUGUACAAGAAUACACACACACACACACACACACACACACAAAUGCAUGCAUGCACGCACACACACCUAGAUGUUUAUAUACAGACAGUAAUUGUCCUUUGGGAGUUGAAUAUCACUGUAGAAUUGAACACUUUGACUUAUUGUGGUGUCGUGGAGAUCACUUUUAUAUGUAUCUCACAGGAAUGAGGGUGGUAAACUCUGCUGCCUCAUUCACCGACAUACUACUUUCAUUCUUUCUCUCCCGCUGCCUUACCUGGUGUAUUCUGCUAUGGUGUUCCCCCUUCCAGAACACAGCCUUAGAUUUCACUUUCACAAUUUUGUUUUUGCUUUUUUUAUAGUCAAGAAUGAAGCACAGUUCACAGUAUGAUCACAAUAUUAACACACAAACUCGACGCGUUUCUUUGUGAGAGACAAUGAGUUUUAAACACUUUCUGAAAUAGUUAACAUUUGAUUCUGAUGUAAAAGUUGAAAUUUGAAGAAAAAAAGUCUUAUCUUCAAUUUUUUUGUUUUUCAUUUAUUUAUUUUUUCUAAGGUUAUAAGACUUGGAUCUCUUUGGUACUGUGUGUCCAGAACUUGAAUACAUAUAUGAAUGUCUUUAAGUCAAGGCAUUUAAAACUGAAGAAGUAUUAUUAGUGGUAAGACCUUAAGGAAGAAAAUUAAUUAUAAUCGACAAAAUUAAU